This is a messenger RNA of Dipodomys spectabilis (banner-tailed kangaroo rat), 16384 nucleotides long. RefSeq lists its product as uncharacterized. Gene Ontology annotation, molecular function: carbohydrate binding; alpha-1,4-glucosidase activity. The coding region runs from base 32 to 16282 and encodes 5416 amino acids. The record is from RefSeq and is a predicted model, not a curated record. The transcript is spliced from 140 exons. Lineage: Eukaryota; Metazoa; Chordata; Mammalia; Rodentia; Heteromyidae. Gene Ontology annotation, biological process: carbohydrate metabolic process.
AGAGUCCAGAAGCCCAGCAGGAAGCAAUGAGAUGGCAAGAACAAGGCUAAAAAAGUUUACGACGCUGGAGCUUGUACUCAGUGCUCUUCUGCUUAUAGUGUUUAUCAUUGCUGUUGUUCUCAUUGUGCUUCUAGCCAAUUCCACAGAAGUAAUAGACACACAUCCUGGGACAACUGGUACCCCAGGUCCUGGGACUACAAGUACUACUCCCAGUUCUGUUGAGUGCCCCGUGGUGAAUGACUUGGAACGGAUAAACUGCAUUCCUGACCAGCCACCAACAAAGGACAUAUGUGACCAGCGUGGCUGUUGUUGGAACCCUCAUGGAACCACAGACAUCCCCUGGUGCUACUAUUCCAAGAAUCAUGGCUACAACAUAGAGGGUGAUCUUGCAAACACAAAUGCAGGAUUCACAGCCCAGUUGAAAAGUCUGCCAUCAUCAUCCCUGUUUGGAAAUAACAUCGACAACAUCCUCCUGACAGCAGAAUACCAGACAUCUAACCGUUUCCACUUUAAGUUGACUGACCAAUCCAAAGACAGGUAUGAAGUACCCCAUGAACACGUGCAACCCUUCCGUGGAAAUGCUGCUUCCUCCUUGAACUACGAGGUUGAGGUCUCCAAACAGCCAUUUAGCAUCAAAGUGACCAGAAGAAGCAACAGCCGUGUCCUGUUUGACUCGGGCAUUGGGCCUCUCCUGUUUGCAGACCAGUUUCUUCAGCUUUCCAUUCGCUUGCCCAGUGCUAAUGUGUAUGGUCUGGGAGAACACGUGCACCGGCAGUACCGGCACCACAUGAACUGGGAGACGUGGCCCAUAUUUGCCAGGGACACAACCCCCAACGGGGAUGGAACUAACUUGUAUGGUGCUCAGACAUUCUUCCUGUGUCUUGAAGACGCUAGUGGAUUAUCCUUUGGGGUGUUUCUGAUGAACAGCAAUGCCAUGGAGGUCAGCCUCCAGCCUGCUCCAGCUGUCACUUACCGCACCAUUGGCGGUGUUCUGGAUUUCUAUGUGUUCUUGGGAAACACACCUGAGCAAGUGGUUCAAGAAUAUCUAGAGCUCAUUGGACGGCCAUCCCUGCCUUCAUACUGGACACUGGGAUUUCACCUUAGUCGAUAUGAUUAUGGAACCCUAGAAAAAAUGAAAGCAGUCGUAGACAGAAACCGUGCAGCACAACUCCCUUAUGAUGUUCAGCAUGGUGAUAUUGAUUACAUGGAUGAGAGGAAGGACUUUACCUACAACCCAGUGGGUUUUAAAGGCCUCCCUGAAUUUGUUAAGGAGCUACAUGGAAAUGGACAGAAAUUUGUCAUCAUUGUGGAUCCAGCCAUCUCCAACAACUCUUCCCUAAGUCAUCCUUAUAGCCCAUACGACAGGGGCUCAGCUCUGAAGAUAUGGGUGAAUGAUUCAGAUGGAGUAAACCCACUCAUUGGGGAGGUCUGGCCUGGGAAAACUGUCUUCCCUGAUUAUUCUAAUCCCAACUGUGCUGCUUGGUGGGCAAAUGAAUUUGAGCUUUUUCACAACCAAGUGGAGUUUGAUGGAAUUUGGAUCGAUAUGAAUGAAGUUUCCAACUUUGUUGAUGGUUCCAUUUCAGGAUGUGCCACAAACAACCUCAAUCAUCCCCCAUUCACUCCCAGGGUCCUUGAUGGAUACCUGUUCGCCAAGACUCUCUGCAUGGAUGCAGUACAGCAGUGGGGCAAGCAGUACGACGUGCACAACCUGUAUGGCUACUCCAUGGCGAUCGCCACUGAAGGAGCUGUUAAGACUGUGUUCCCUGGGAAGAGAAGCUUCAUCUUAACACGUUCUACCUUUGCGGGGUCCGGCAAGUUCGCAGCCCAUUGGCUAGGGGACAACUCGGCCACCUGGAGUGACCUUCAGUGGUCCAUCCCUGGCAUGCUUGAGUUCAACCUUUUUGGUAUCCCAAUGGUGGGCGCAGAUAUAUGUGGCUUUGCACUUGACACUUCUGAGGAGCUCUGCACGCGGUGGAUGCAGCUGGGAGCCUUUUAUCCAUUUUCCAGGAAUCACAAUGGCCAAGGAUUCAAGGACCAGGAUCCUGCUUCCUUUGGAGCUGACUCCUUGCUGCUGAAUUCCUCCAGGCACUACCUUAACAUCCGUUAUACACUGCUGCCUUACCUCUACACCCUCCUCUACCACGCGCACAGCCGGGGAGGCACCGUGGCAAGGCCCCUUGUGCACGAGUUCUAUGAGGACAGCAACACAUGGGAUGUGCAUCGACAGUUCCUCUGGGGGCCGGCCUUCCUCAUCACGCCUGUUCUAGAGGAGGGUGCAGAUAGAGUGAAGGCAUACGUGCCUGAUGCUGUCUGGUAUGACUAUGAGACGGGGGCCAAGUUGAGAUGGAGGAAGCAAGAGGUAGAGAUGGAACUUCCUAGGGACAAAAUCGGACUUCACCUUCGAGGAGGCUACAUCUUCCCCACACAGCAGCCAAGUACAACCACUAUGGCCAGCCGCCAGAACCCUCUUGGUCUUAUCAUUGCCCUGGAUGAGAACAAUGAAGCCAGAGGUGAACUUUUCUGGGAUGAUGGGCAGUCAAAGGAUACUGUUGCCAAUGAUGUGUAUGUUUUAUGUGAGUUUUGGGCCAAUCGGACCCACCUGGAUGUGACUAUUUCCAAAGCAACCUACAAAGAUCCCAAUAACUUAGCAUUUCAAGAGAUUAAAAUUCUUGGGACUCAGGUACUGAGCAGCGUCACAGUGAAACAGCAUGGUGUCUUAACUCCAAUGUCUCCCAACGUCACUUAUGAUGCUAACCUGAGGGUUGCUGUGAUCACAGGAAUCCAUCUAGUCCUGGGAGAAGCAUACACGGUGCAGUGGGACAUGGGCAUAAGGGACCAGGAGAAAAUAGACUGUUAUCCCGAUCAACAUGGAGCUACUGAGGCCAACUGCAUGGCCCGAGGCUGCGUCUGGGAGGCAUCCAGUAUCCCUGGGGUCCCACACUGCUACUUUGUGAACGAUCUGUAUUCAGUCAGCAAUGUGCAGUAUAACUCCCAUGGGGCCACAGCUGACAUCUCCUUGAAGUCUUCUCCUUAUGUCACUGCCUUCCCCUCCACACCUGUGAGCCCCCUGCGCCUGCUCGUGACCUACCACAAGAAUGAAAUGCUGCAGUUCAAGAUUUUUGAUCCCAACAACAAGCGAUAUGAAGUCCCAGUCCCUCUGAACAUCCCCAGCACUCCAUCCAGCUCUUCUGAGGCCCGACUCUAUGAGGUUCUCAUUAAGGAGAAUCCAUUUGGGAUUGAAAUUCGCCGCAAGAGUACAGGCACUGUCAUCUGGGACUCUCAGGUCCUGGGCUUCACCUUCAAUGACAUGUUCAUCCGCAUCUCCACCCGCCUCCCGUCCCAGUACAUCUAUGGCUUUGGGGAAACGGAGCACACGGCCUAUAGGAGAGACUUGAACUGGCACACGUGGGGCAUGUUCUCCAGAGAUGAGCCCCCGGGGUACAAGAAGAAUUCCUAUGGCGUCCACCCGUACUACAUGGGUCUGGAGGAGGACGGCAGUGCCCACGGAGUGCUCCUGCUCAACAGCAACGCCAUGGAUGUGACUUUCCAGCCCAUGCCGGCCCUGACAUACCGAACCACAGGAGGAGUCCUGGACUUUUAUGUGUUCUUGGGGCCAACUCCAGAGCUUGUCACUCAGCAGUACACUGAGGUCAUUGGCCGGCCUGUCAUGGUGCCUUACUGGUCCCUGGGGUUCCAGCUGUGUCGCUAUGGAUACGAGAAUGAUGCUGAGAUCUCCAGUUUGUAUGAUGAGAUGGUGGCCGCACAGAUCCCCUAUGACGUGCAGUACUCGGACAUUGACUACAUGGAGCGGCAGCUGGACUUCACCCUCAGCCCCAAGUUCUCUGGGUUGCCAGCCCUGAUCAACCGCAUGAAGGCCGCUGGCAUGCGGGUCAUCCUCAUUCUGGACCCAGCCAUUUCUGGCAAUGAGACAGAGCCCUAUCCUGCCUUCACUCGUGGUGUGGAGGAUGAUGUCUUCAUCAAGUUUCCCAAUGAUGGAGAAAUUGUCUGGGGCAAGGUCUGGCCUGAUUUUCCUAACAUUGUGGUUAACAGCUCUCUGGACUGGGACAGUCAAGUGGAGCAAUACAGAGCUUAUGUGGCCUUCCCAGACUUUUUCCGGAACUCAACUGUCCUGUGGUGGAAGAGGGAAAUGGAAGAGCUCUAUACCAAUCCACAGAGUCCAGAGAAGAGCUUGAAGUUUGAUGGCAUGUGGAUUGAUAUGAAUGAACCUUCGAGCUUCGUGAAUGGGGCAGUUGCUCCUGGCUGCAGGGAUACAGCACUGAACCACCCUCCAUACAUGCCACACGUGGAUGGCAGGGACAGAGGCCUGAGCAGCAAGACCCUGUGCAUGGAGAGCGAGCAGAUCCUCCCAGACGGCUCGCGGGUGCGGCACUACGACGUCCACAGCCUGUAUGGCUGGUCCCAGACCAGACCCACCUACGAGGCCGUGCAGGAGGUGACAGGGCAGAGAGGCAUCGUCAUCACCCGCUCCACAUUCCCUUCUUCUGGACGCUGGGCAGGACACUGGCUGGGAGACAACACCGCUGCCUGGGACCAGCUGAAGAAAUCUAUCAUUGGCAUGAUGGAGUUCAGCCUCUUUGGCAUAUCCUAUACAGGGGCAGACAUCUGUGGGUUCUUUCAAGAUGCGGAGCAUGAGAUGUGUGCUCGCUGGAUGCAGCUGGGGGCCUUCUACCCCUUCUCCAGGAACCACAACACCAUCGGGACCAGGAGACAAGACCCUGUGUCCUGGGAUGCUGCCUUUGUGGAUCUUUCCAGAAGUGUCAUAGAGACCAGAUACACCCUGCUGCCAUAUCUCUACACGUUGAUGCACAAGGCCAACACGGAGGGCGUCACUGUGGUGCGGCCUCUCCUCCAUGAGUUUGUGUCUGACCGGGAGACCUGGGCUAUUGACAGUCAGUUCCUGCUGGGUGCAGCCUUCCUGGUCAGCCCUGUCCUGGAGCCUAAUGCCAGAAAUGUGACAGCAUAUUUCCCUAAAGCCCACUGGUAUGACUACUACACGGGUGCACAAAUCAAUGCAAGCAGAGAGUGGAAGGUCCUGCCAGCACCUCUGGACCACAUCAAUCUUCAUGUGCGUGGGGGCCACAUCCUGCCCUGGCAGGAGCCUGCACUGAACACCCACCUCAGCCGCCAGAAGCCUCUUGGUCUUAUCAUUGCCCUGGAUGAGAACAAUGAAGCCAGAGGUGAACUUUUCUGGGAUGACGGGCAGUCAAAGGAUACUGUGGCCAAUAAUGUUUAUGUUUUAUGUGAGUUUUCCGCCAGCCAGACCCACCUGAAUGUGACUAUUUCCAAAUCAGCCUACAAAGAUCCCAAUAACUUAGCAUUCCAGCAGAUUAAAAUCUUUGGGACCAAGGCACUGAGCAACAUCACAGUGAAACAGAAUGGUGUCCUAGCUCCAAUGUCUCCUAACAUCACUUAUGAUCCUAACCUGAGGGUCGCUGUGAUCACAGGCAUCCAUCUGGUCCUGGGAGAAGCAUACACAGUACAGUGGGACAUCAGCACAAGAGACGAGGAGAAAAUAGACUGUUAUCCUGAUGAGCAUGGAGCUACUGAGGCCAAUUGCAUAGCCCGAGGCUGCGCCUGGGAGGCAUCCAAUAUCCCUGGGGUCCCACACUGCUACUUUGUGAACGAUCUGUAUUCAGUCAGCAAUGUGCAGUAUAACUCCCAUGGGGCCACCGCUGACAUCUCCUUGAAGUCUUCUCCUUAUGUCACUGCCUUCCCCUCCACACCUGUGAGCCCCCUGCGCCUGCUCGUGACCUACCACAAGAAUGAAAUGCUGCAGUUCAAGAUUUUUGAUCCCAACAACAAGCGAUAUGAAGUCCCAGUCCCUCUGAACAUCCCCAGCACUCCAUCCAGCUCUUCUGAGGCCCGCCUCUAUGAGGUUCUCAUUAAGGAGAAUCCAUUUGGGAUUGAAAUUCGCCGCAAGAGUACAGGCACUGUCAUCUGGGACUCUCAGGUCCUGGGCUUCACCUUCAAUGACAUGUUCAUCCGCAUCUCCACCUGCCUCCCGUCCCAGUACAUCUAUGGCUUUGGGGAAACGGAGCACACGGCCUAUAGGAGAGACUUGAACUGGCACACGUGGGGCAUGUUCUCCAGAGACGAGCCCCCGGGGUACAAGAAGAAUUCCUAUGGCGUCCACCCGUACUACAUGGGCCUGGAGGAGGACGGCAGUGCCCACGGAGUGCUCCUGCUCAACAGCAAUGCCAUGGAUGUGACAUUCCAGCCCAUGCCGGCCCUGACAUACCGCACCACAGGGGGAGUCCUGGACUUUUAUGUGUUCUUGGGACCAACUCCAGAGCUUGUCACUCAGCAGUACACUGAGGUGAUUGGCCGGCCUGUCAUGGUGCCUUACUGGUCCCUGGGGUUCCAGCUGUGUCGCUAUGGAUACGAGAAUGAUGCUGAGAUCUCCAGCUUGUAUGAUGAGAUGGUGGCAGCACAGAUCCCCUAUGACGUGCAGUACUCGGACAUCGACUACAUGGAGCGGCAGCUGGACUUCACCCUCAGCCCCAAGUUCUCUGGGUUGCCCGCCCUGAUCAACCGCAUGAAGGCUGCUGGCAUGCGGGUCAUCCUCAUUCUGGACCCAGCCAUUUCUGGCAAUGAGACAGAGCCCUAUCCUGCCUUCACUCGUGGUGUGGAGGAUGAUGUCUUCAUCAAGUUUCCCAAUGAUGGAGGAAUUGUCUGGGGCAAGGUCUGGCCAGAUUUCCCUAAUAUUGUGGUUAACAGUUCUCUGGACUGGGACAGCCAAGUGGAGCAAUACAGAGCUUAUGUGGCCUUCCCAGACUUUUUCCGGAACUCGACUGCUCUGUGGUGGAAGAGGGAAAUGGAAGAGGUCUACACCAAUCCACAGAGUCCAGAGAAGAGCUUGAAGUUUGAUGGCAUGUGGAUUGAUAUGAAUGAACCUUCGAGCUUCGUGAACGGGGCAGUUGCUCCUGGCUGCAGGGAUACAACUCUGAACCGCCCUCCCUACAUGCCACAUUUGGCAGGCAGGGACAGAGGCCUGAGCAGCAAGACCCUGUGCAUGGAGAGCGAGCAGAUCCUCCCAGAUGGCUCGCGGGUGCGGCACUACGACGUCCACAGCCUGUAUGGCUGGUCCCAGACCAGACCCACCUACGAGGCCAUGCAGGAGGUGACAGGGCAGAGAAGUAUCGUCAUCACCCGCUCCACAUUCCCUUCUUCUGGACGCUGGGCAGGACACUGGCUGGGAGACAACACUGCUGCCUGGGACCAGCUGAAGAAAUCUAUCAUUGGUAUGAUGGAGUUCAGCCUCUUUGGCAUAUCCUAUACAGGGGCAGACAUCUGUGGGUUCUUUCAAGAUGCGGAGUAUGAGAUGUGUGCUCGCUGGAUGCAGCUGGGGGCCUUCUACCCCUUUUCCAGGAACCACAACACCAUCGGGACCAGGAGACAAGACCCUGUGUCCUGGGAUGCUGCCUUUGUGGAUCUUUCCAGAAGUGUCAUAGAGACCAGAUACACCCUGCUGCCAUAUCUCUACACGUUGAUGCACAAGGCCAACACGGAGGGCGUCACUGUGGUGCGGCCUCUCCUCCAUGAGUUUGUGUCUGACCGGGAGACCUGGGCUAUUGACAGUCAGUUUCUGCUGGGCGCAGCCUUCCUGGUCAGCCCUGUCCUGGAGCCUAAUGCCAGAAAUGUGACAGCUUACUUCCCUAAUGCCCACUGGUAUGACUUCUACACGGGUGCACAAAUCAAUGCAAGCAGAGAGUGGAAGGUCCUGCCAGCACCUCUGGACCACAUCAAUCUUCAUGUGCGUGGGGGCCACAUCCUGCCCUGGCAGGAGCCUGCACUGAACACUCACCUCAGCCGCCAGAAGCCUCUUGGUCUUAUCAUUGCCCUGGAUGACAACAAUGUAGCCAGAGGUGAACUUUUCUGGGAUGACGGGCAGUCAAAGGAUACUGUGGCCAAUGAUGUUUACAUUUUAUGUGAAUUUACGGCCAGCCAGACCCACCUGGAUGUGACUAUUUCCAAAGCAACUUACAAAGACCCCAAUAACUUAGCAUUCCAGCAGAUUAAAAUCUUUGGGACUCAGGCACUGAGCAACAUCACAGUGAAACAGAAUGGUGUCCUUGCUCCAAUGUCUCCUAAAGCCACUUAUGAUCCUAACCUGAGGGUCGCUGUGAUCACAGGCAUCCGUCUGGUCCUGGGAGAAGCAUACACAGUAGAGUGGGACAUCGGCAUAAAGGACCAGGAGAAGAUAGACUGUUACCCCGAUGAGCAUGGAGCUACUGAGGCCAGCUGCAUGGCCCGAGGCUGUGUCUGGGAGGCAUCCAGUAUCCCUGGGGUCCCACACUGCUACUUUGUGAACGAUCUGUAUUCAGUCAGCAAUGUGCAGUAUAACUCCCAUGCGGCCACAGCUGACAUCUCCUUGAAGUCUUCUCCUUAUGUCACUGCCUUCCCCUCCACACCUGUGAGCCCCCUGCGCCUGCUCGUGACCUACCACAAGAAUGAAAUGCUGCAGUUCAAGAUUUAUGAUCCCAGCAACAGCCGUUAUGAAGUCCCAGUCCCUCUGAACAUUCCCAGCACUCCAUCCAGCUCCUCUGAGGCCCGUCUCUAUGAGGUUCUCAUUAAGGAGAAUCCAUUUGGGAUUGAAAUUCGCCGCAAGAGUACAGGCACUGUCAUCUGGGACUCUCAGGUCCUGGGCUUCACCUUCAAUGACAUGUUCAUCCGCAUCUCCACCCGCCUCCCGUCCCAGUACAUCUAUGGCUUUGGGGAAACGGAGCACACGGCCUAUAGGAGAGACUUGAACUGGCACACGUGGGGCAUGUUCUCCAGAGACGAGCCCCCGGGGUACAAGAAGAAUUCCUAUGGCGUCCACCCGUACUACAUGGGCCUGGAGGAGGACGGCAGUGCCCACGGAGUGCUCCUGCUCAACAGCAAUGCCAUGGAUGUGACUUUCCAGCCCAUGCCGGCCCUGACAUACCGCACCACAGGAGGAGUCCUGGACUUUUAUGUGUUCCUGGGACCAACUCCAGAGCUUGUCACGCAGCAGUACACUGAGGUGAUUGGCCGGCCUGUCAUGGUGCCUUACUGGUCCCUGGGGUUCCAGCUGUGUCGCUAUGGAUACGAGAAUGAUGCUGAGAUCUCCAGCUUGUAUGAUGAGAUGGUGGCCGCACAGAUCCCCUAUGACGUGCAGUACUCGGACAUCGACUACAUGGAGCGGCAGCUGGACUUCACCCUCAGCCCCAAGUUCUCUGGGUUGCCCGCCCUGAUCAACCGCAUGAAGGCCGCUGGCAUGCGGGUCAUCCUCAUUCUGGACCCAGCCAUUUCUGGCAAUGAGACAGAGCCCUAUCCUGCCUUCACUCGUGGUGUGGAGGAUGAUGUCUUCAUCAAGUUUCCCAAUGAUGGAGGAAUUGUCUGGGGCAAGGUCUGGCCAGAUUUCCCUAAUAUUGUGGUUAACAGUUCUCUGGACUGGGACAGCCAAGUGGAGCAAUACAGAGCUUAUGUGGCCUUCCCAGACUUUUUCCGGAACUCGACUGCUCUGUGGUGGAAGAGGGAAAUGGAAGAGGUCUACACCAAUCCACAGAGUCCAGAGAAGAGCUUGAAGUUUGAUGGCAUGUGGAUUGAUAUGAAUGAACCUUCGAGCUUCGUGAACGGGGCAGUUGCUCCUGGCUGCAGGGAUACAACUCUGAACCGCCCUCCCUACAUGCCACAUUUGGCAGGCAGGGACAGAGGCCUGAGCAGCAAGACACUGUGCAUGGAGAGCGAGCAGAUCCUCCCAGACGGCUCGCGGGUGCGGCACUACGACGUCCACAGCCUGUAUGGCUGGUCCCAGACCAGACCCACCUACGAGGCCAUGCAGGAGGUGACAGGGCAGAGAAGCAUCGUCAUCACCCGCUCCACAUUCCCUUCUUCUGGACGCUGGGCAGGACACUGGCUGGGAGACAACACAGCUGCCUGGGACCAGCUGAAGAAAUCUAUCAUUGGCAUGAUGGAGUUCAGCCUCUUUGGCAUAUCCUACACGGGGGCAGACAUCUGUGGGUUCUUUCAAGAUGCGGAGUAUGAGAUGUGUGCUCGCUGGAUGCAGCUGGGGGCCUUCUACCCCUUUUCCAGGAACCACAACACCAUCGGGACCAGGAGACAAGACCCUGUGUCCUGGGAUGCUGCCUUUGUGGAUCUUUCGAGGAGUGUCAUAGAGACCAGAUACACCCUGCUGCCAUAUCUCUACACGUUGAUGCACAAGGCCAACACGGAGGGCGUCACUGUGGUGCGGCCUCUCCUCCAUGAGUUUCUGUCUGACCGGGAGACCUGGGCUAUUGACAGUCAGUUCCUGCUGGGCGCAGCCUUCCUGGUCAGCCCUGUCCUGGAGCCUAAUGCCAGAAAUGUGACAGCUUAUUUCCCUAAUGCCCACUGGUAUGAUUUCUACACGGGUGCACAAAUCAAUGCAAGCAGAGAGUGGAAGGUCCUGCCAGCACCUCUGGACCACAUCAAUCUUCAUGUGCGUGGGGGCCACAUCCUGCCCUGGCAGGAGCCUGCACUGAACACCCACCUCAGCCGCCAGAACCCUCUUGGUCUUAUCAUUGCCCUGGAUGAGAACAAUGAAGCCAGAGGUGAACUUUUCUGGGAUGAUGGGCAGUCAAAGGAUACUGUGACCAAUGAUGUUUACAUUUCAUGUGAGUUUACGGCCAGCCAGACCCACCUGGAUGUGACUAUUUCCAAAGCAACCUACAAAGACCCCAAUAACUUAGCAUUCCAGCAGAUUAAAAUCUUUGGGACUCAGGCACUGAGCAACAUCACAGUGAAACAGAAUGGUGUCCUUGCUCCAAUGUCUCCUAAAGCCACUUAUGAUCCUAACCUGAGGGUCGCUGUGAUCACAGGCAUCCGUCUGGUCCUGGGAGAAGCAUACACAGUACAGUGGGACAUCGGCAUAAAGGACCAGGAGAAGAUAGACUGUUAUCCCGAUGAGCAUGGAGCUACUGAGGCCAGCUGCAUGGCCCGCGGCUGCGUCUGGGAGGCAUCCAGUAUCCCUGGGGUCCCACACUGCUACUUUGUGAACGAUCUGUAUUCAGUCAGCAAUGUGCAGUAUAACUCCCAUGGGGCCACAGCUGACAUCUCCUUGAAGUCUUCUCCUUAUGUCACUGCCUUCCCCUCCACACCUGUGAGCCCCCUGCGCCUGCUCGUGACCUACCACAAGAAUGAAAUGCUGCAGUUCAAGAUUUAUGAUCCCAGCAACAGCCGUUAUGAAGUCCCAGUCCCUCUGAACAUUCCCAGCACUCCAUCCAGCUCUUCUGAGGCCCGACUCUAUGAGGUUCUCAUUAAGGAAAAUCCAUUUGGGAUUGAAAUUCGCCGCAAGAGUACAGGCACUGUCAUCUGGGACUCUCAGGUCCUGGGCUUCACCUUCAAUGACAUGUUCAUCCGCAUCUCCACCCGCCUCCCGUCCCAGUACAUCUAUGGCUUUGGGGAAACGGAGCACACGGCCUAUAGGAGAGACUUGAACUGGCACACGUGGGGCAUGUUCUCCAGAGACGAGCCCCCGGGGUACAAGAAGAAUUCCUAUGGCGUCCACCCGUACUACAUGGGCCUGGAGGAGGACGGCAGUGCCCACGGAGUGCUCCUGCUCAACAGCAAUGCCAUGGAUGUGACUUUCCAGCCCAUGCCGGCCCUGACAUACCGCACCACAGGAGGAGUCCUGGACUUUUAUGUGUUCUUGGGACCAACUCCAGAGCUUAUCACGCAGCAGUACACUGAGGUGAUUGGCCGGCCUGUCAUGGUGCCUUACUGGUCCCUGGGGUUCCAGCUGUGUCGCUAUGGAUACGAGAAUGAUGCUGAGAUCUCCAGCUUGUAUGAUGAGAUGGUGGCCGCACAGAUCCCCUAUGACGUGCAGUACUCGGACAUCGACUACAUGGAGCGGCAGCUGGACUUCACCCUCAGCCCCAAGUUCUCUGGGUUGCCCGCCCUGAUCAACCGCAUGAAAGCUGCUGGCAUGCGGGUCAUCCUCAUUCUGGACCCAGCCAUUUCUGGCAAUGAGACAGAGCCCUAUCCUGCCUUCACUCGUGGUGUGGAGGAUGAUGUCUUCAUCAAGUUUCCCAAUGAUGGAGGAAUUGUCUGGGGCAAGGUCUGGCCAGAUUUCCCUAAUAUUGUGGUUAACAGUUCUCUGGACUGGGACAGCCAAGUGGAGCAAUACAGAGCUUAUGUGGCCUUCCCAGACUUUUUCCGGAACUCGACUGCUCUGUGGUGGAAGAGGGAAAUGGAAGAGGUCUACACCAAUCCACAGAGUCCAGAGAAGAGCUUGAAGUUUGAUGGCAUGUGGAUUGAUAUGAAUGAACCUUCGAGCUUCGUGAACGGGGCAGUUGCUCCUGGCUGCAGGGAUACAACUCUGAACCGCCCUCCCUACAUGCCACAUUUGGCAGGCAGGGACAGAGGCCUGAGCAGCAAGACCCUGUGCAUGGAGAGCGAGCAGAUCCUCCCAGACGGCUCGCGGGUGCGGCACUACGACGUCCACAGCCUGUAUGGCUGGUCUCAGACCAGACCCACCUACGAGGCCAUGCAGGAGGUGACAGGGCAGAGAAGCAUCGUCAUCACCCGCUCCACAUUCCCUUCUUCUGGACGCUGGGCAGGACACUGGCUGGGAGACAAUACUGCUGCCUGGGACCAGCUGAAGAAAUCUAUCAUUGGCAUGAUGGAGUUCAGCCUCUUUGGCAUAUCCUAUACAGGGGCAGACAUCUGUGGGUUCUUUCAAGAUGCGGAGUAUGAGAUGUGUGCUCGCUGGAUGCAGCUGGGGGCCUUCUACCCCUUUUCCAGGAACCACAACACCAUCGGGACCAGGAGACAAGACCCUGUGUCCUGGGAUACUGCCUUUGUGGAUCUUUCGAGGAGUGUCAUAGAGACCAGAUACACCCUGCUGCCAUAUCUCUACACGUUGAUGCACAAGGCCAACACGGAGGGCGUCACUGUGGUGCGGCCUCUCCUCCAUGAGUUUGUGUCUGACCGGGAGACCUGGGCUAUUGACAGUCAGUUCCUGCUGGGCGCAGCCUUCCUGGUCAGCCCUGUCCUGGAGCCUAAUGCCAGAAAUGUGACAGCUUAUUUCCCUAAUGCCCACUGGUAUGAUUUCUACACGGGUGCACAAAUCAAUGCAAGCAGAGAGUGGAAGGUCCUGCCAGCACCUCUGGACCACAUCAAUCUUCAUGUGCGUGGGGGCCACAUCCUGCCCUGGCAGGAGCCUGCACUGAACACCCACCUCAGCCGCCAGAAGCCUCUUGGUCUUAUCAUUGCCCUGGAUGAGAACAAUGAAGCCAGAGGUGAACUUUUCUGGGAUGAUGGGCAGUCAAAGGAUACUGUGGCCAAUGAUGUUUACAUUUUAUGUGAGUUUACGGCCAGCCAGACCCACCUGGAUGUGACUAUUUCCAAAGCAACCUACAAAGACCCCAAUAACUUAGCAUUCCAGCAGAUUAAAAUCUUUGGGACUCAGGCACUGAGCAACAUCACAGUGAAACAGAAUGGUGUCCUUGCUCCAAUGUCUCCUAAAGCCACUUAUGAUCCUAACCUGAGGGUCGCAGUGAUCACAGGCAUCCGUCUGGUCCUGGGAGAAGCAUACACCGUACAGUGGGACAUCGGCAUAAAGGACCAGGAGAAGAUAGACUGUUAUCCUGAUGAGCAUGGAGCUACUGAGGCCAGCUGCAUGGCCCGUGGCUGCGUCUGGGAGGCAUCCAGUAUCCCUGGGGUCCCACACUGCUACUUUGUGAACGAUCUGUAUUCAGUCAGCAAUGUGCAGUAUAACUCCCAUGGGGCCACAGCUGACAUCUCCUUGAAGUCUUCUCCUUAUGUCACUGCCUUCCCCUCCACACCUGUGAGCCCCCUGCGCCUGCUCGUGACCUACCACAAGAAUGAAAUGCUGCAGUUCAAGAUUUAUGAUCCCAACAACAAGCGAUAUGAAGUCCCAGUCCCUCUGAACAUCUCCAGCACUCCAUCCAACUCCUCUGAGGCCCGACUCUAUGAGGUUCUCAUUAAGGAAAAUCCAUUUGGGAUUGAAAUUCGCCGCAAGAGUACAGGCACUGUCAUCUGGGACUCUCAGGUCCUGGGCUUCACCUUCAAUGACAUGUUCAUCCGCAUCUCCACCCGCCUCCCGUCCCAGUACAUCUAUGGCUUUGGGGAAACGGAGCACACGGCCUAUAGGAGAGACUUGAACUGGCACACGUGGGGCAUGUUCUCCAGAGACGAGCCCCCGGGGUACAAGAAGAAUUCCUAUGGCGUCCACCCGUACUACAUGGGCCUGGAGGAGGACGGCAGUGCCCACGGAGUGCUCCUGCUCAACAGCAAUGCCAUGGAUGUGACUUUCCAGCCCAUGCCGGCCCUCACAUACCGCACCACAGGGGGAGUCCUGGACUUUUAUGUGUUCUUGGGGCCAACUCCAGAGCUUGUCACUCAGCAGUACACUGAGGUCAUUGGCCGGCCUGUCAUGGUGCCUUACUGGUCCCUGGGGUUCCAGCUGUGUCGCUAUGGAUACGAGAAUGAUGCUGAGAUUUCCAACUUGUAUGAUGAGAUGGUGGCCGCACAGAUCCCCUAUGACGUGCAGUACUCGGACAUCGACUACAUGGAGCGGCAGCUGGACUUCACCCUCAGCCCCAAGUUCUCUGGGUUGCCCGCCCUGAUCAACCGCAUGAAGGCCGCUGGCAUGCGGGUCAUCCUCAUUCUGGACCCAGCCAUUUCUGGCAAUGAGACAGAGCCCUAUCCUGCCUUCACUCGUGGUGUGGAGGAUGAUGUCUUCAUCAAGUUUCCCAAUGAUGGAGGAAUUGUCUGGGGCAAGGUCUGGCCAGAUUUCCCUAAUAUUGUGGUUAACAGUUCUUUGGACUGGGACAGCCAAGUGGAGCAAUACAGAGCUUAUGUGGCCUUCCCAGACUUUUUCCGGAACUCGACUGCUCUGUGGUGGAAGAGGGAAAUGGAAGAGGUCUACACUAAUCCACAGAGUCCAGAGAAGAGCUUGAAGUUCGAUGGCAUGUGGAUUGAUAUGAAUGAACCUUCGAGCUUCGUGAACGGGGCAGUUGCUCCUGGCUGCAGGGAUACAACUCUGAACCGCCCUCCCUACAUGCCACAUUUGGCAGGCAGGGACAGAGGCCUGAGCAGCAAGACCCUGUGCAUGGAGAGCGAGCAGAUCCUCCCAGACGGCUCGCGGGUGCGGCACUACGACGUCCACAGCCUGUAUGGCUGGUCCCAGACCAGACCCACCUACGAGGCCAUGCAGGAGGUGACAGGGCAGAGAAGCAUCGUCAUCACCCGCUCCACAUUCCCUUCUUCUGGACGCUGGGCAGGACACUGGCUGGGAGACAACACAGCUGCCUGGGACCAGCUGAAGAAAUCUAUCAUUGGCAUGAUGGAGUUCAGCCUCUUUGGCAUAUCCUAUACAGGGGCAGACAUCUGUGGGUUCUUUCAAGAUGCGGAGUAUGAGAUGUGUGCUCGCUGGAUGCAGCUGGGGGCCUUCUACCCCUUCUCCAGGAACCACAACACCAUCGGGACCAGGAGACAAGACCCUGUGUCCUGGGAUGCUGCCUUUGUGGAUCUUUCCAGAAGUGUCAUAGAGACCAGAUACACCUUGUUGCCAUAUCUCUACACAUUGAUGCACAAGGCCAACACAGAGGGUGUCACUGUGGUGCGGCCUCUCCUCCAUGAGUUUGUGUCUGACCAGGAGACCUGGGAUAUUGACAGUCAGUUCCUGUUGGGUCCAGCCUUCCUGGUCAGCCCUGUCCUGGAGCCUAAUGCCAGAAACGUGACAGCGUAUUUCCCUAGGGCCCGCUGGUACGAUUUCUACACGGGUGCACAAAUCAAUGCAAGCGGAGAGUGGAAGGUCCUGCCAGCACCUCUGGACCACAUCAAUCUUCAUGUGCGUGGGGGCCACAUCCUGCCCUGGCAGGAGCCUGCACUGAACACCCACCUCAGCCGCCAGAAAUUUCUGGGCUUCAAGGUUGCCUUGGAUAGCGAAGGAACGGCUGAGGGCUGGCUCUUCUGGGAUGAUGGGCAAAGCAUAGAUACCUACAGAAAUGGACAGUAUUAUUUGGCCCGCUUUUCUGUCAGCCAGAAUACAAUGAAGAUGGAUGUGAUUUUCAACCAUUACAUCACUGGUACCAACCCUUUGAAGCUGGGCUAUAUUGAAAUCUGGGGAGUGGGCGGCAUCUCCGUAACCUCCGUGAGCAUCACUGAAAAUAACACGAACUCAGCAAUCCCCUUUGAAUACGACCCUGCUGCACAGGUUCUAAGCAUCAAUGUGACCAGCAGAGCCACCAGCCUGCAUCAUUUCAAUUCACUGACAUGGAAUAUCUCUCCAUAAAACUUUAGUGUAAGAUACUGAUUAUAAAUAUAUCUGAAACACAGCCUUGUGUGUUGCUAAUUGAACAAUACCCAAUAUGAAUAUAGUAUUUUAUUGAUUUUC